Molecule: messenger RNA, 7020 nt
Organism: Cryptococcus deneoformans JEC21
Lineage: Eukaryota; Fungi; Basidiomycota; Tremellomycetes; Tremellales; Cryptococcaceae
Product: DNA repair protein rad8, putative
Exons: 14
Coding region: 18-6893 (2291 amino acids)
Molecular function (GO): ATP-dependent chromatin remodeler activity; methyltransferase activity; ATP binding
Source: RefSeq, a predicted model, not a curated record
CCAACUUCAAAUUGGACAUGAAGGAAACGGAAGGCAGAGCUGUAAAUGGGGAAAAUAUGAGAAACAUUCCAAGCAUCCAAUCACAGAAAAGAAAACGCGCAUCUCCUUCGCCGGAGGUAGAGUCAGAAGAGGAUGGCGAUGACUGGUACGAAAUUGACUACAUUGCCGAUUCGCGAAUUAUCAGAAGAAAAGGACGCCAAAUCUUACAGUAUCUCAUCCACUGGGCCGGUUAUGCUGUGCACGAGAGAACGUGGGAGGACGAGGAUGGUAUUGGAGGAGAAAACUGUUCACUCGUUCAAGAAUUUUACCAAAAGAAUCCUGGAAAACCAAGGCUUUUGCCCCCUCCCGUCAGAAAAGAAGUCAAAUUAGCGCGCAAGGUAGAGGUCGUCAUCACUACGCGGAGGAUCGACGGAAAGAGCAGCGCCACUUACUCAACAGGCCAGCCAUCCCCUCAUCGCUCAAGCAUAACAAGUCCCCAAGCGAAUAGCAUUGGUGAGGAAGAUCCCAAUUCAUUCCCUACAAGACGCCCUGUUCGAUCUACUGUCUCAAAAACAGCCAAGCGAUCGUCUCUAAGAAAAUUGCAUCCGAACAAAAAGCGUAAGACGUCUAGCGACGAUGAAAGCGACUUUGUCUUUGAAGGUGGUGAAUGGGACGAGGACGAUGACGGUGAUGUGCAUUUCAGAUCAGAUGAAGAUAGCGAACAGGAAAGAUCUGCGGAAGAGCCUGAAAGCGAUGAGGAAAUAAUAAAAUCUGCGAAGAAGGCAAGAACUUCUUUGCCCAAGGCAAAAUUACGCCCCAAACCAGCGAAUCUUGGUAGUUUCGUCACAGGUGUGAGACCCCUCGGCCAGGAAUUGGAUAUCAAAGCUGCUGUAAGGAACAUGAGCGAGGACCUACCUCCAAUAAGCGACAUCGAAGCCAUGUUCGAUCACCUUGUUUCCAGAAUCCCAGACAUAAUUGAACUGGUCAGGCGGCUGAAUGGACGAAAACUCCGGGUAGCUACAAUGUGCUCCGGCACCGAGUCCCCUCUCCUUGCUCUCAACAUGAUCGCAAAAGCAAUCAAAGCUCAGCAUGGCCUUACAUUAGCGUUUGAACACGUUUUCUCUUGUGAGAUUGAACCAUUCAAGCAGGCUUAUAUCGAGCGCAACUUCGCUCCUCCUGUUCUGUUCAGGGAUGUAACUGAACUAGGAAAGAAAAGAGCUCAUACGGCGUAUGGCUCGAUGGUUGAGGUACCUGGUGAUGUUGAUAUUCUCAUCGCUGGUACUUCCUGCGUCGAUUACUCCAAUCUGAAUAACGUCCAACAGGAUAUUGAUGCCAACGGUGAAUCUGGAAGAACUUUUCGUGGCAUGUUACAAUGGGUCAAAAAGCAUCAGCCCCCGAUCGUCAUUUUGGAAAAUGUCUGUAACGCGCCCUGGGAUAGGGUUGUUGAGUACUUUGGACAGAUUGACUAUGACGCCCAGUAUACACGACUUGAUACUAAAGAGUUUUAUAUUCCCCAUACUCGAACUCGAGUUUAUCUUUUUGCUACUCCCUCAUCUCCUGAACCAGAAAAUCUUCCUGAGAAGUGGGCCCAGACCGUGAAAGAUCUUCGUCGCCCAUGGUCUUCCCCAUUUGAAGCAUUCCUACUUCAUACAGAUGAUCCCAACAUACAUCGCGCUCGUCUUGAAUUGGCUUCUGCGCGCGCGCAGGCAGAUGGUACUUCUCGCAAGACUACAGACUGGAACAGAUGCGAAUCAAGACACCAGCGUGCUAGGCAAGAUGAAGCCCUCGGCUUAUUGAGGCCUCUAACUUCCUGGCAAGAAGCGGGUGUGUGUAAGGGGCUGGACUGGACAUGGAAUGACUGGCUCCUUGCUCAGACGGAAAGGGUAGUCGAUCUCUUGGAGAUUUCCACCUUGCGAAUGGCAAAAGACGGUAUUGACUCUGGUUUCAAGGCUUGCAUUUGGAACGUCAGUCAAAACGUUGAUCGACAGACUGGCUCAUCAAAGACAGCUCUUGCCCCUUGCCUGACACCCAACAUGAUUCCCUGGGUCACUAUCCGUGGUGGCCCUGUCACUGGACGCGAGGCUCUAGCUCUUCAAGGCAUCCCCGUUCGAGAGCUCCUUCUUACAAAUGAGAACGAAGAUCAAUUGGCUGAUCUGGCAGGCAAUGCCAUGACCACCACUGUUGUCGGUUCUGCAAUGAUCGCUGCGCUCAAGGUGGCAUGCCACAAGAUCAUUGAGGGCACUAACCCUGGAAAAGAAGCUGCUUUGAUUCUCGAAAAGGAAGCAAUAGACGAUGAGCAAGUUGCUGGCCGGAUCAUCGGCGAAGAUUCUCUCGAGCGUCAUGAUCUCGACCUUGCCAAAGUCUCCAAGUCCAAUCUAUCUGAGAUCCUCGAUCUGGCUUUCCGAAGCUCUAGGCACUGUCAAUGUGAAGGGCAAUCUGGCAUCGUUCCAAACAUACUUGAGUGUCAAGAAUGCAGUUAUCGUGCCUGUAAAUCUUGUGGGGGCAGACCUGAGCAUGUCUAUGCGCCAUGUGCCAGUCAGAGAGUUGAGCCAGCGGAAUUUGAGAAAAUAUUCAAGGGCUUGCUCCCCAUGCGGGUACGGAUUGCUGGCUUAACCGAUCAUUGUCUAAAUGCUGUCAGGAAAGCGGCUGAAAAGUCUAACAGAGGCAGCGUUAGUGAUGUUGAUUGGCAGUUAUGGAGUACAGCGCUUCUAGAAGGAAUACACGAUGCUGAAUUCAGGUUCCGAUAUCUCAAAAGACAAAGCACCUGGACGGCAGUAUAUGAAGCACGCGGUGCUAUGCUUAGUCUUGUCCUUCGCAACCAAAUUCCGGAGUGGCGACUGACCAUCAAGGCACCUCCAUCCGAGCCCAAUAACAGCCAACUUCGAGCUCUUCUUCUUCAUCCGGUAGCUCGACUUCAAAUUGAUAUCGGCGGCCAAGACGUCCUGUGCGGUCCUUGGGAACUUUGUAUCCCCUCUAUGAAGUCUAUCGACAUUGAGAUUACGGGUAAGGGAGAAUUGUUACCUUCUUGGGAAGCUUCGCUUGGUCUCCAAGGUCCCUUCGCCCACACCACUCGAUGGUCCGAACUUGAAAUUUCCCUCCAAGCGGAAGAUGACAAUGCGCUUGACAGAAAACUAUCUGGUACCUAUCAGCUUCUUCCCCGAUGCGGCCAGGCGAUGUCGUCACUUCAUAAGAAGAAGCCCGAUCCUUCAGAAGAUGGUCUCCCUCAGCUCUACUUCUUCCUUGAUCCUACCAGGUGUGGCGAAUCGCGUGAAGACAGAUAUGUAUUUUCUACAAGUACUGAAAGAUUGGACUAUGGAACGGAGCGACCAGUGAUUGCUCGAUUGGAUUCCAAGUGGCGGGAAGGCAAUGAGAAACAGAGAAAGGUGAAGCUGGAUGUCUCUGGCGCAUGGGUGAAAUGUGCCGAAGCCCACCUGACCGCCAUAGGUGGCGAUGAUAUCGCUGUCGUUGCCAAUGAUGCCGGGGCAAACGAAAUCCAUCGUGACAGGGCCACCUAUGCCAUCCCUGCAUCGGCUUCUGCCAUAUCAGCAUCGUUAACAACUAAAGGAUGUUCUCAUGCAAUGGCUCUUCUGUCUUGUCGCGUUCCACUUGAUCCUACUCAUUCGGAGAGUAUGUGGCGACGAGGAGCCUGGGCAGAAAUCGACUUAUCACAUCAAGGCAAUACCACUUUUGCCAAUUUAGCCUGGAUCACCGAGAGAUUGCCUCCGCUUGAUGGGCUAAAAAAUUGGACCCAUAUUACCGACGACGUACCCGAGAAUGUUUGCGAAAGAUGCGCCCCAAGACCACCUAAGAUCCAUUGGAUAAAAAGGGAAGGUAAGACAAACAAAAAGGGAAACAAAACGAAGAGUACCAUCAUUGCGUUCGAAGAUAAGUUAGAAGCUGGGCAGUAUGAGCAUGCUCUCAAGCAUCGACCCUCGCCCUUUGUUGUCCAGCUUAGGCUCGAUGGGGAUAUAGGUUCGUUCCGUAUCGGUCUCAACAUUGUUUCCCUUGCCCACCGUGCACUCUCACGGCUCCCGCCGACCACUUCCGAACAUAAAAUCAGUCUUUCUUGGCGUCUCACUCCUGGCCAUGUGGCCGAAACCUUUCAACCUCGGCGCGUCUUUAUCCUACCAAGCAACAAACAAGAUCCUGAAAACUCUCAACCCGAAGCUUUCAAAUUACCCCUUCGUAAAGAACAAUUGCGAUCUUUGUGGUGGAUGUUAGAACAAGAGAAGGCAGCCGGGAAAACCCAUACGUUUGUUGAAGAAGAGAUUUCUGAGUCCUUGCUUCCUGCUGUAGGGUGGAGAGCAGAGGGUAAGGCUGAGAGGCCAGUCAUGGUCCGCGGAGGUGUCAUUGCGGAUCAAGUUGGUUACGGCAAAACAAUUAUCUCCAUCGCUCUGGUUGCGCAGACCAUGUCCCUUCCUGCACCUGAGCCUGCCCCGCCCGGUUUGAUUGACCUGAAAGCGACGCUUAUUGUUGUGCCUGGUCAUCUUAGUAAACAAUGGCCCAACGAGAUAGCGCGAUUUACCGGCAGCAUGUUCAAAGUUAUUGUCAUUCAGGGGAUGAAAGAUUUACAAGGGAAGACCAUCGCUGAACUCGGCAAAGCUGAUAUCAUCGUCAUGGCAUCAGAAAUCUUCGAGUCCGAUGUCUAUUGGUCUCGAUUCGAGUACCUCUCUGCCCGGCCUCGAGAAUGGCUUAAUGACACCCAGGGUGGACGAUUCUUCUGUGACAGGCUAGAUGCAGCUAUGGAAAGUCUUAUGUCACAGACGGAAAUCUUGAAAGAAAAAGGCAGCGAGGCAGCCAUGAGGGCUAUGGAGGAUAAGAAGAAAAGUUUGGUAGAUAGCGCCGGAGCUAAGAAGGAAGUACACAUUGCCGUUAGCUUCGGCAGAAGAAUGAAAGGACAGGCGUAUAGAGACAAACACAGCAGUGAUUCCAAAGCGAAGCCCAUUACCAAGGAGGAACUUGAGCGGUGGGAAGCUUCCGAAGAUGAAGAUGAUGACGAGGAAAGCAAGACUUACAUCCCUAUACCCAAAUUCCACAGCUUCACCGGUUCAGAAUCAAUUCUCAGUGCUUCGGUCAAAAAGGAUUACAAGUUGCUGCCCAAUCCAGUCCUUCAUAUGUUUCGAUUCCGUCGAGUCAUUGCGGAUGAAUUCACUUAUCUUCAGAAAAAAAGCCUUGCGGCUGUUUUACGCCUUUCUUCUUCAUACCGAUGGAUUCUGUCUGGCACUCCACCUGUCAGCGAUUUUGCAGCAAUUAGAAGUAUCGCAACAUUCAUGGGUAUACACCUUGGCGUGCAGGAUGAUGGCGAGGGCGACGUCCAGUAUCAGAAAGCUCGUGCAAAAGAACAGACCCAAGCCGAGAAAUUCCACGCGUUUAGGGAGAUCCAUUCACGAGCCUGGCAUAAUCGACGGGAUGAACUGGCGCAGGAGUUCUUGAACGUCUUUAUGCGCCAAAAUAUCGCAGAGAUUGAGGAUAUACCCACCGUCGAGCAUAUCCGUACUUUCAAACUGCCAGCUUCAGAAGGUGCCAUAUACCUUGAACUUGAGCAUCAUCUUCAGGCUUUGGAAAUGCAAGCGCGUAAGGAGACGAAGUUUAAGAAUGUUACUCAAGGUGAUCGCAACGCUAGACUUGAAGAGGCCUUGUCCGAUUCGAAGACGGCAGAAGAAGCCUUGCUUAAACGAUGCUGCCAUUUCACCCUUGAUCUGUCUGAUAAGACUCAGGACGCAAAGACUGCCCAAGAAGCCUGUGAUCAUAUCACCAGCGCUCGAGCUAGGCAGUUGCUCGCUUGUCAAGAAGACCUUUCUCGGUCAGUCAACCAGGCAAUAGCUUUGCAUGGAUGGAUUAAGAAGAAGGGAGGAUUUAGCAAGAAUGAUGACGAACGUCAACCAUUUGCUGAGUGGAUUGCAUUUUCCUCCAACAUCUCGAAACAUCAAGGCGACAUCGAAGCUGCACGCAUACUGCUCAACGUGAUAGAGAAGUGUGGUGUGAAGGACGGCAGUAUCCCGCUCUCCCCUUCAGAUAAGCAGUCUCCGUCAAUAGCCAGUGGGGCCAGAAUGGAUGACGUCAAAUGGCAGCUCCGAGAGCAGACCCAUCUUCUCCGUAAACUUGUCAAGGAAUUGGUGGCGAGAGUCAGAUCAUUACGCUUCUUUGAGGUUGUCAGGAAAAUUCAGAAAGGCAAGAGCGAUGCCCAAAUUGUACUUGAAUCUUCGGAAUGUGGACACAAGCCAUCCACCAAUCCGGAUAUCGAAAUGGCUGUUCUGUCUUGCUGUGGUCAUGUCGCCUGCCAUGAGUGCAUGCGUAAGGCAGUGGCUUCUCAACGAUGUGUUAAGUCCGGUGAAUGCCAUGCCGCAGUGCGACCGACCAAUAUGGUCAAGGUCAGCUCGCUGGGCACUGAAGGCGAGCUUUCCUCAGGGCGGUAUGGUGCCAAACUAGAGCAUUUAGUCAAUCUCAUCCAUUCUAUCCCCAAAGAUGAGCGCGUGUUGGUGUUCCUUCAAUGGGAAGACCUCGCAGGCAAGGUGUCUGAAGCUCUGUCUGCAGGCAAAAUUCCACACGUCACGCUAUCCGGUUCUGCCAAGUCACGAGCAAAUACUCUUGAUCGUUUCCAGUCCACGAAUGCCGAUACUGCACGAGUACUGCUCCUCAAGAUGAAUGAUGCAAGCGCCGCUGGAUCUAAUCUGACCACUGCCAACCAUGCUAUCUUCCUCGGCCCCUUGUUCACCAACUCUUUAUUCAACUAUCGCGCCGUAGAAACGCAAGCCAUCGGUCGAGUGCGAAGGUACGGACAGCAGAAAAAAGUUCAUAUUCAUCGACUGUUAGCCCUCGACACCAUUGACAUGACUAUCUUCAACACGAGGAGGGCCGAACUCAAAGAAAAGACAGACUGGGAAGAAAUACCUCAAGAGGAGUACAAAGCCUAGGAGGAGGCUCAUCGAUUAUGAAUACGCACGGAAUCCUCCUGGCCGCGUCCUGAUCAGGCGCGAGAAUCAGUUUAAUUACAUUUAUUAGGCAUGCAUGCACCUAUUAAAGACGCACCUCUUUCACCUC